CUCGCACGGCGGCCAUGUUUUAGGACGCGUUUACCAACUGUCGCGUUUCACGAGUCAAGUUUAAUAUUUUCCGAUAAUUUAUUCGAGUUUACAUUUGUACACAAAUGUGCAAAACGGGCGUCGCGACGUCGUAGGAUUAUCGCACCUGUAAACAGAAUUUCACCGUAUUGCGUAAUUGAUGCCGCGCACGCCAUCAUCGUACAGUCGAUAAUACGCGUUUUUCGCCGCGAUGGACGUGCGCCCAGGGCAUCUACAGCCAACUUCAGAGGCGUGUCAUGUUUGUGCUCGGCGCGUUGCUUCGUGAUCGGGAUCAUCGUGUCUCAUUAUUGGGAAUCUAUGAAAAAUGCUGUCGCUAGGCCCAAAAAAGGACGGCGGACCCAACGCCAAGUUCUUCGAGGCACCAGAAAUUCUCACUCAGCUUGAUGGCGUCAAGCAGUGGCUGCUCAAGAACUGCAAGAAGUAUGUACAAACAGAUCCGCCCACUAACAAGAGCUUAGCUACGUUGUUGGUACAACUUCUACAGUUUCAGGAAGACAAUCUUGGGAAAAAUGUAUCAAAGCCACCUAUGACUAGGCUUCCAAUGAAAUGCUUCCUGGAUUUUAAGCCGGGUGGUGGUGUGUGUCACAUAUUGGCUACUGCUUAUCGUUUUAAGCAGGAGCAAGGAUGGCGGCGCUUUGAUUUUCCUGGUGGAAAAUCUGGAUCUCGUAUGGAUCGUACAGUUGACAUGCUGGUGGCAGCAGAACGUGCUUUAAUACAGAAUAGAUGUAUGACUGUACCAAGUAUUUAUGUAAGACCAGACGUCGACAAGAACACGGCUGCAAAAGUAAAAGAUGUAGUUAGAAAGCACCAGGGGACUGUUGUAGAAAACGAGGCGGAUGCUACGCAUAUUAUCUAUCCUCCAGUAGAUCCAUUAGAAGAGGAAUAUGCACGACCCUGCAUGAGACGUGAGCGAUCGGUUCUAAUUCAUUGGUACUACUUUCCAGACAGUUAUGAUUCCUGGUUGACAGUGGAUCUUCCAUGGGACUAUCCCGAAGGAACUUACACAAACACAAAUUCAAGAUCAAUGUAUAAAGUAUCGGCUACAUGGGCGUUAGACUUGGAUCAAUAUAAUGAGUGGAUGAAUGAGGAAGAUUAUGAGAUAGAUGAUAAUGGACAGAAGAGAGUACACAAAUAUAGGCUGUCAGUGGAAGAUUUGAUGGCACAGCCGUCUCAUCCACCACCUUCGAAGAAACCUAAGAGGAAACGAUCGCCCAGCCCACCUCCAAAACUCGGCAAACGCAAAAGUACCAGAGCACCAUCAGGUAUCCAAAGCGCUUCUUCCGCGUCAUCAGCAACGGCACCGAAGAAAUCACGUGGCGGUGAGGAAGAAGAAGAUCUGACUCAGGGAAUGGAUGAUCCACCUGCUGAACCCCGUAUCGUCGAGGUGGUCGCUACGCCCACGAAUCCACCGAUUACAGGUCAGGGUAAUGCAACAACGGGUAACUCCACGUUGGCGUCUACUGGUAGUAAAAAACAAGACAGCGAGCUCCAACCUCUCAAAUCUGGCAACUUGACCGAUCUUGAUGAACAAAUGGAAGGAGACAAAGGAAGUUCUCAAGGGGGCCAAGAUAGAGAAGAGAGAGAUACUAGUAAAGAAAGGGGUGAAGGUGGCAAAGGAGAUGAACCGGAAGAUAAUGUGACGGAACAAACGCAUCACAUCGUUGUUCCUAGCUACUCCGCCUGGUUUGAUUACAACUCGAUUCACACCAUAGAGAAACGAGCUUUAUCGGAAUUCUUCAAUGGUAAAAAUAAGUCCAAGACUCCAGAAAUUUAUCUUGCGUAUCGGAAUUUUAUGAUUGACACCUAUCGAUUAAAUCCAACGGAAUACAUUACAUCGACUGCCUGCAGGCGGAAUUUAGCCGGAGAUGUAUGCGCGAUUAUGCGCGUGCACGCGUUUUUAGAACAAUGGGGACUCAUUAAUUAUCAGGUAGAUGCAGAAUCCAGACCAACACCAAUGGGACCUCCACCAACAUCACAUUUCCAUGUUUUGUCGGAUACACCAUCCGGUUUGGCGCCGGUCAAUCCAAAUCCGCCAAAAACACCGCAGCCAUCUGCUGCGAAGAUGUUACUCGAUUUGGAGAAAAAACCAGUGAGCGUGACAGGCACUCUGGGAACAGAGGAGAAAGCUUCGGCGGGCGCAAUGGCAAACUUCGGUCUAAAAAUUGACCAGUAUUCGAGGAAACCGGCAGUCCUAAAAAACAAACAAGCAGCAGGUGCUACGCGCGAUUGGACAGAACAGGAGACACUUUUACUAUUAGAAGGAUUGGAAUUACAUAAGGACGACUGGAACAAAGUAUGCGAACAUGUGGGGUCGAGAACGCAAGACGAGUGUAUCUUGCACUUCUUACGUUUACCUAUAGAAGAUCCAUAUUUGGAAGAAGGCGGACCCGAAGGGUUGGGUCCAUUGGCUUACCAACCGGUACCAUUUUCGAAAGCUGGUAAUCCUGUUAUGAGUACGGUCGCCUUUCUUGCAUCAGUCGUGGAUCCUAGAGUAGCCGCGAGCGCGGCAAAGGCAGCUAUGGAAGAAUUUGCUGCGAUAAAGGAUCAAGUACCAGCUGCCUUAAUGGAUCAGCAUUUAAGAAACGUUCAAGCUAGCGCUAAUUCAGACGGUAAAUUUGAUCCAGCGGCAGGAUUGGCACAAUCAGGUAUCGCUGGCACAGGACCGCCCGAACCACCUGAUGAUACAACGGCUUCUACCGCGCCAACGACUCCGUCUGUACCGGCGGGUGCGGCUAGCUCUCCUCAUUCUGCAGCGCCCACUCCCGAAGCGAAAAAAGAAGAGCAAGAUAAACCUAAAGAUGCUAUGGAAGUUGAACCAUCUCAAGUAGAAGUCACGAAAAAGGAGGACGAAUCGAAAGAAAGCGAAGAAGACACAAAAUCCAUCACUGAUCCAGAGGCUGCUGAAGCAAAAGAAAAGAAAGACAAAGUUGUAAGGGAUGCUCAGCUUCAAUCUGCGGCGGCUGCAGCGUUAGCGGCUGCAGCUGUUAAAGCUAAACAUUUAGCAGCUGUAGAGGAACGUAAAAUCAAGUCAUUGGUUGCGUUACUAGUUGAGACACAGAUGAAAAAACUGGAGAUCAAGCUGCGCCACUUUGAAGAAUUGGAAACAACGAUGGAGCGCGAACGCGAGGGUCUUGAAUAUCAGCGACAACAGCUCAUUACUGAGCGGCAACAGUUCCAUCUUGAGCAGUUGAAAGCGGCUGAAUUCAGGGCAAGACAGCAGGCCCACCAGCGACUAGCUCAAGAACAACAGCAACAGCAGCAGCAGCAGCAGCAGACUCAGCAACAUCCACCCUGGCAACCACCCGGUGCACAACAACAACAGCAGCAACCGCCAAGUCCGCAGGCUCAACAACAGCAACAACAACCGCCACCGCACACACCGCCACAACAAACAUAACUUUUUCAUGGAUCUUUCGGCGGCUGUUCCGGGUUGAGGACGCGCAAGGAGGACAUCAGAUGGGAAUGAUAGUGUUGGAGAAGCUGUGUCAUGUAAGCCCGCCUAACAACACCACUCGUGCAACAAUACAGCAAGUUCGCAAGAUCAAGAGCGAGUGAACCGACCCGCGUCAGUUGAAAAUCGACUAGAUAAACGGCCUGCAGAAGCACAGUAUUAAAAAUCAAGUCUCAGAAGUUUCGCAAGUGAGACGCAUCUCACAUUCGUGCCAGCCAGCAUUGUCGAUCUCGAAUGUGAUUUAUAGAUCAUAAUGCGGGGUAAAUAUUCUUGCAUCGUAUAUCUGGCGGUAUUUUUUAUAAAAUAAUUAUCUCUAGUUUAACUGAAAUUUUGUCCAGCAUAGGAAACCAAACGGUUGAGAGAGAAUUAAGUACGAGUGUGUAAAAUAUUUAUAAUUUUUUCAGAUUUUUUUCUAUUUUCGAACAUAUUUAUAAUGUAAUUUUACGUUACGUUUUCUCUGAAAGUUGACGGUAUCUGAGUUUAUUUUAAUUAGAUGUAAUUAUACAUAAUGCAAGAAUCUUUGCGAUCUGCUAUACAGGUCUAGGUGUGAUCUUUCGCUAAACCGGAGUCUUUUUAUUAAGAUCGCAAAUGGAAAAAACAUUUGAAGCAUAAGAAUCUUAUAAAUUUAUAUAAUAAAAGUGUAUGGAACAACAAAAAAA
Messenger RNA from Solenopsis invicta (red fire ant), 4149 nucleotides. RefSeq names its product SWI/SNF complex subunit SMARCC2 (gene mor). NCBI's taxonomy places the organism in Eukaryota, Metazoa, Arthropoda, Insecta, Hymenoptera, Formicidae. The transcript has 11 exons. The record is from RefSeq and is a predicted model, not a curated record. Gene Ontology annotation, biological process: positive regulation of DNA-templated transcription. Gene Ontology annotation, cellular component: SWI/SNF complex. Gene Ontology annotation, molecular function: histone binding; DNA binding. Bases 344 to 3436 code for a protein of 1030 amino acids.